This is a messenger RNA of Penicillium macrosclerotiorum, 1698 nucleotides long. RefSeq lists its product as uncharacterized. NCBI's taxonomy places the organism in Eukaryota, Fungi, Ascomycota, Eurotiomycetes, Eurotiales, Aspergillaceae. The coding region runs from base 1 to 1698 and encodes 565 amino acids. The transcript has 2 exons. The record is from RefSeq and is a predicted model, not a curated record.
AUGUACAACGAGAGGCAGCUACGCUCUACAAUCCGCGCCCCAAUGCGAUAUGGCGAAGCCGAGGCAGAGAGCACAACUUCAGAUCUACUUCGAUCGAUGCAUGAAUCCCGUGAGAAGAUCGCCAAUGAUGAACCUCUUCAAGAGCUCGCGGAAUCGUCUGCAUCAUCUCGGAAACGGCAAAGGCACCCAUCGGCGCGGCCUUACGUCCCUGAAUUCAACCCGAACCUGCCUCCUGCUGCCUUCCCGAGCCUGACGUGCGUGAACGAGUCAGUACCCCAGGGGACACGAGAGGAUCACUUGCGUGCUCUUAGAGAGGAAAGAGAGAAAAAACUCCCGCGAGCAGAAAGUAACUUUCCCCAGCAAGAGGAACUUUCAACUGUAUCUGUGGUGAAAAAACCCGUCAAAAAUGAGUGCCGUGCUUUCACUGUACUUGGGAUCCAAGCUUCUCCUUCCAGCUCCACAAGGAAACCAGCAAGUACCAUUGAACAGCGAAUUCGAACUGCAGGGUUUCAAGAUCAACACCGACGAUUUACGGAAGAUUCGACACCAAAAUGGCCUGGGGGAGACGGAAUUUAUCUCAGCUUCUCGGAUAGUGAUCUUGAUGAGUCAAGUUUUGUACACCGGGAUGAGAGAGAAAAUCGCCCCAACCCUAAGUGGUCAGAUUUAAGUACGUCGCUUCAAGCAGAGAUCAUGGAUAAUCUCUUGGAAGAAAUCACGUGGGAAUGUGCUUGCCAGAAGCUCGGAUUCUCACGCAGGGAACAAAAAAGAGCCGAGGAAGCAUUGGAAAAACGGAACAGGCAAAGGGAUAAAGAGGACAUGCACCUGAGGAUUAUGAGAGACAAGCAGCUGAAGCAACUCAUGCGUAUGGAUAAAAGCGUCAAGUGCCAGGUCUCGGACAAAUUUGCCCUUCAAAAGAUAUCCAGAAGUGCCUUUCGAAACCUUAUUCUCAACACGAGGCAAAAUUUGUUGAGUUGCAAAAAGAGCGAGCUUCAUGCAGCUUGGAGAUUCCUGGAACAGCGUAAACUGCCCACAAUUUUGGCCGGGGACCUCUGGAGCAACGGCGAAAAAACCAUCAGACCUUACAGAUACAUUCAGCCGGGAACCAAAAAGCUUAAGUACAAUAAGGGACCCUAUUCUCACCUGAAAGCUCCGGAAAGUCCAACCCCCGAUCAGCUCAUUGAGCGUGCCGGCAUCGACUAUUCUCGGGUAUAUGAGGAGCCGCGAGGCGAUGAGUUGGCCAUGGGCGCAGGAAAAGCAAGCAAUCCUCUUGUUACUCCUGUGAACUUCAAUCUGACCACGGCUUAUCGCGAGGCACAGAGGGAGCAAACCACAAGCGAGACUUGGCCAGAUCAAGCCGUAGAAGAGGAUGGACAGAUUUCUACUACGGCUCGUGAUGUCCCUGAGCAGUACUGGGAGCAUAUUCAUCCUGUUGAACAAGACUGGGCGCAGCUGGCUCGAUCUGCGAAGGCUCUCGGUCUAGACCCAGAUCAUCCUCCACACGAUGAUCACAAUGGGGAAGGCGACCUUGACGACGAUGCAAUCAGUGCAAUGCUGGAAAAAGUAACCUACUUCAAUGAAAAACACCAGGAGGCCUUUUUUGACGACACAGAUGAUGAGGUUGAACUGGUUCCCAUUCCCAAAGCUAUCAAGCACACUCAAUCUGGUCGAAAAACCAAGGCCCGAAGAUGCACAAGAUGA